AUGAAGAAGUCAACAGAUGCGAAGACGCGAAGGGCGUCACCGCCCUCGUCUUCAUAUAUGACGGAUGAUCAGUUUGCGCGCCCCGGCGGUGCUAGGCCAAUACCGCUACAAACCCGUCUCAAGGGCGAUGGCUGCGAUGUCGACAUCUCUUCCGCCCCCUCUAGCAUUCACAAGCACCAAGAUGCUAUUUCAUAUGCACCAAACGUUGCCCCUCUCGGUAGCCCGCCCCGGCUGUCUAGCGUGAGCACUCGCCGUCACGACUACUACACAACACACCAAAUUGCUCCGUUAAAGCCUUCCGACGUUGUGCCUACGGCUACCUAUAUGGAGAGCGGCCAGAGGUGGAUGGAAAGGGAGGAGGCCGUCUCCCUCCGUGAUGCUAUGGAUAUGAUGGGCAUUCGAGAAGGCAUCAAGAACGGCACUCGUACCGAGGACGACCUCUACAACGCUGCUCUGAACGAAGCGUCAGAGCUCGUGUGGGAACAUCAGCACGGCAUUAAACCUCGCCAAGCAGAUGGGCCAUAUCGCUACAGACCGCAUCUUCAAAAGAACAGCUACGCGCACGCUCGUACCUCGACUAUUGGCGUGAACAGGCAUGAGGUUGCUAGGCCGAGUAGCGAUGUGGACUCGCCUUCCGACUCCGACAUGUUGGCGGAAGGAAAUGACCUAUCUCAGGCUCAUAAGCAAGUCUUGAGCGCAAACCAGUCCGCUGCGGGAACCAGAACGAGCCUGAAGCCAAGACCUCUCGGGGGUGUUCCAGUCUCCAUGCGGCGCACAAGCCUGAAGAGAAACAUUAGUGGUGAAGUCGAGCGCCCUUUCUCAGGAGAUCAAAUUUGGGAGGAGCCGGAGACGUCCACGUCGGGAGUUUCCGUUUCAACAUCCCGGCAGUCAUUCGACAAUCGUCCAAAAGCGGUCCCUACGAUAAGCGAUGAGGCAUCUCGGAAGCUUUAUAACCGAAUUGAUAUAUAUCGAAACCCCCCCUCACAGUCGCGCAACCCCCAGUACACGAAGAACACUCCAUCUUUACAAUCAAAGUCUGAACUGGCGGGAGAGCGGAAGAACGGGAUCGAAGUCCGAAGUAAUGAUAUUCGUGCGGCCACCAGCAGAAAGUUAAAGGAUCGCAGCUCCAAACUACCGGAGCCUUCGGCCGUCAGCAACAGCCCUGGACGGCCGAUUGUAAGCUUCAACGCGAACUGGAAAGCCCCGGAUGAGUAUGCUGAUAUCACCACAGCCCAGGCGCCAAAGUCCAAGGCGCAAGCUCCUUCAAGCUUCCACCAUGUGGGCGUCCCUUCUAUCGUGGUGGAGGGGGAUGGUCCCUCACAACUACGGGAAAACGUACGUUCAGGCAUGCCGUCAGCCACUGUAGCCAAAUCGAAGGAGGCGGAAAAUAGGCCAUCACCGGGAAGCGACGUACCCACCAUCAUCCUGAAUGAAUCGUCUGGCAGCAACCCCGUCCCCGUUAUCGUGACACCAGACGAGAAGCCAGUUGGCAGCGUGCGCCCGCUGCCGAGUCGCACCAACCCAGGUCGAAGCCAAAGGCCUCAGGACAACAGGCCUCGGGACAACCGGCCACCACGGCCCAGAUCCGAUGGCCGUGUGAACGCAACGUGCCAUGAGUGUGGCUUUGCGAUCGAAGGGCGAUGUAUUGCGCUAGCGACGCAAGAACGAUUCCAUCCGCAGUGCUUCCGCUGCUUUUCCUGCGGAACGGGACUGGAAGCGAUGGAGAUAAGCCCUGAACCUGAUGAUGUUCGCGCCGAACGUAUAGAGAGGAUCCGGCGACGCGAUGCCGGGGAGGUCUUGGAGGAGCUGGAAGGAACAACGAUGGCGGAGGAUGGUGAUGAUCGACUGCGCUUCUACUGCCACUUGGACUGGCACGAGCUCUUCGCACCGCGAUGCAAACACUGCACAACGCCGAUUAUGGGAGAGCACAUCGUAGCCCUCGGUCAGCACUGGCACUACGGCCACUUCUUCUGCGCCGAAUGCGGCGAUCCCUUCGAGAACGGCAUGACGCACAUCGAAAAGGACGGGUACGCUUGGUGCUUGAAGUGCCAGACACAGCGUACGGAACGACGGGCGCCCAAGUGUCAGAAAUGCAAAAUGGCCGUCGUUGGGCAGUACAUCAAAGCGCUCGGCAGCGACUGGCACGAGCAUUGUUUCCGAUGCGCCGAGUGCAGCGGAAGUUUCGACGAUGGACAGGUCUUCCCGAAGGAGGUGCUGGGGUCUACGGUUGUGCUCUGCACGGCUUGUCGGGCACGAGAACUGAAGGCGUGA
Molecule: messenger RNA, 2271 nt
Organism: Drechmeria coniospora
Lineage: Eukaryota; Fungi; Ascomycota; Sordariomycetes; Hypocreales; Ophiocordycipitaceae
Product: LIM domain protein
Exons: 2
Coding region: 1-2271 (756 amino acids)
Source: RefSeq, a predicted model, not a curated record